AUGAGUACUAGCCAGCUAACAGCAAAUCCGUCAGCUAAUAACUUCUACUAUGAGAAGACUUGCUUGCCUGGCGUGUCGGCACAUGAGGCUUGCACUUAUCGUUCUUUCUCUUUUGAAAGAAUGCGCAAAACUGUGCUAGAGGGAUUCGUUAGAAAGAGUGUUCAGGUGGCCAACCGAGAACAAUGCCUAUCAGCUUGCCUUAAGGAGAAAGAAUUUGUGUGCAAGUCAGUUAAUUACAACUACGACUCCUACCUCUGCGAGUUGAGCACAGAAGAUAGAAGAUCUAAGCCUACACAUCUUCGCAUGGCUGAAGGAGCUAUUGACUACUACGAUAACAACUGCCUUACUCGUCAAAACAGAUGUGGACCAUCUGGAGGUAAUCUGGUCUUUGUUAAGACCACUAACUUUGAAAUUAAAUUCUACGACCACACCCAAUCAGUUGAGGCCCAA
Strongylus vulgaris is the source of this 450-nucleotide messenger RNA. NCBI's taxonomy places the organism in Eukaryota, Metazoa, Nematoda, Chromadorea, Rhabditida, Strongylidae. The record is from the annotation of a GenBank genome assembly.